Molecule: messenger RNA, 2079 nt
Organism: Dovyalis caffra
Lineage: Eukaryota; Viridiplantae; Streptophyta; Magnoliopsida; Malpighiales; Salicaceae
Source: the annotation of a GenBank genome assembly
AUGGGUCUCUUUGCUUCUCCUUCUUUUGCUUCUACUUUCAUCUCAGAUGGUGCCUUUGAAUCACAUGCUUCUACUGGCAGGAAUCUACUUCAGACUAAGAAAGCUUGCCCUGUAAACUUUGAGUUUCUGAAUUAUACAAUCAUCACAAGCCAAUGUAAAGGACCCCAGUAUCCUCCCAGUAGCUGUUGUGGCGCAUUUAAGGAAUUUGCCUGUCCUUACACAGAUGUGCUAAAUGACUUGACCAAUGAUUGUGCAUCAAUCAUGUUCAGCUACAUUAACCUCUAUGGGAAAUAUCCACCCGGUCUUUUUGCCAAUGAAUGCCGGGAAGGGAAGGAGGGACUUGCAUGCCCUGCACUACCGCCAUCAGAAUUGGCUGAUGAAAAAAAUGGGACUGCAAGCAGCAUUGGCUGCAGCUGUGAGGAGUUAGAGAAUUGCUUCGAUAUCAUCAAUCACUACUACCAAAUGGCUUCUUCUCUAGCAAUGUCUCCUCUUCCCAUGGACAGAAAUUUACUUCUCACAACUUCAACCACCACACCAGCUACUAUUAUCUCACUUCGAAUGUGCCACAGCUUCCAGGAAGUAAAGCAAUUGCAUACCCAGUUUGUCGUGUCAGGGCUCCUUGGUCAUCAUCCUUUAUGUGCUAGGAGGCUCCUCGAAGCUUAUGUUACGAUGUCGCAGAUUUAUUAUGCCGUUUCGAUCUUUGAGAGAAUACCUUCUCCUGAUGUGUUUGUUUAUAACACCAUGAUUAGAGGCCUAACAAUGGGUACGUUUCCCCAUGACUCUUUGUUACUGUAUAAAGAAUUCCUACUUGGGUACCUAAAACCAGACAACUACACGUACACCUUUGUCCUCAAAGCAUGCUCGCGUUUGAAAGCUCUUUCCGAAGGCCAGCAAGUGCAUUGCCAGAUAAUUAAGGCAGGAAUAGUACCAGAUACCCACAUCCAUAGCUCCCUGAUUCAUACGUACGCUAAUUCAGGAAGCAUUGACGACGCAGAACGCAUUCUUGGAGAAUUCUCCGAAGAGAACACACUUGCUAAGAAUGCCAUGAUUUCAGGUUACCUGAGCGAGGGUCAUGUAGACAAGGCUAGAACAGUGUUUGAUAACAUGGCAGGAAAAGACGCAGCAUCUUGGAGUGCAUUAAUGACAGGGUACACAAAGAAUGGUAUGCAUGCUGAGGCAUUAGUUCUUUUUCAAGAAAUGAUGGUUUCGAAUAUCCAGCCAAAUGAAGCAGCACUAGUGAGCUUGCUCUCUGCCUGUGGACAAUUAGGAACAUUGCAUCAGGGAAGGUGGAUACAUGCAUACAUUGAUAAAACUGGAGUUCUGAUGAGCACUAAACUCACCACUGCUCUCAUCGACAUGUACGCUAAGUGCGGCAGCAUUGAGUGUGGCUCUGAAUUAUUUCAGAAAAUGGCCAGGAGAGACAUUGUAACUUGGGGAGUUAUGAUUUCAGCUUUUGCUAUCUAUGGCCACGCAAGAAAAUGUUUUCAGCUGUUUGAGGAGAUGCUUGCUGGUGGAAUUCGUCCAAAUAAAGUGAUCUUUGUGACCAUACUAUCAGCCUGCUCACAUGCUGGUUGUGUUGAAGAAGGGAGGCUAUAUUUCAGUCAAAUGGAACAUGAUUUUGGAAUAAAACCAUCCAUGGAACAUUAUGGAUGCAUGGUAGAUCUCCUCGGCCGUGCUGGGCUGCUGGCAGAGGCGGAGGAACUAAUCCUUUCAAUGCCAGAAAAGCCUAAUUCCGUUAUCUGGGGUUCAUUGCUAAGUGCUUGUAGAACUCACAAUGACCUCAAGAGGGGGACUUGGGCAUUUGAGAACUUGAUAGAGCUCGAGCCUACGUCAGGGGACCGGUACAAGCUAGCAGGACUCAUGUUUGCUAAUGCAGGAGAGAAGGAAGAAGUUAUUAAGAUAAGGAAGAUGAUCCAGGAAAAAGAGAUGGAGACAACUUGUGGAUCCAGUUUCAUUGAGGUGGAAGGCUCGGUCCAUGAGUUCACAGUGAGGGAUACUGUUCAUGUUAAAGCAAGAGAGAUACAUGGAAUGAUGAAAGGUGUCAAUAACGUUCUUGAGACUGCUAAUGAUUUUUCUUAG